Messenger RNA from Electrophorus electricus (electric eel), 2549 nucleotides. It is a transcript of the gene slc35d3, whose product is annotated as solute carrier family 35 member D3. The record is from RefSeq and is a predicted model, not a curated record. NCBI's taxonomy places the organism in Eukaryota, Metazoa, Chordata, Actinopteri, Gymnotiformes, Gymnotidae.
CAUUCAUUUGAGUAACUCCAGCGCAGACUUCAGCGUCCCCAUUACGCAGGGGAGGGUUUGCCGGGGAAUGUUCUUCAUAGUUCCGUUUGGGUUCAGAAUGUGAUAUAAACGGAACGGCAGGAAAUCCCCGUCUUCAUUCAUCCAUCCAGUUGUUUCAUUGUUAUUGAUACCAAGGACAUUUACAUUUGGAUGUGUCAAGAGUGGCUUUCCGUGUACAGCAUUUCGUGUUUUCUAUCGGACCUUCAGUAGUGAGGUCUUAAGAAGUGAUUUUUUUUUUUCGGUAACUUGGACAUAAAGAGACGUUUCCCCACCGAAGGGGACAGAAAAUCCAGUGGCAUCCUUCACGGAUAUUAACAGAAUUUUAGUCGGAUUUGUUACGCGUGAAAUAAAUUUAGAGAAACCAUGGAAGUUUGCAAGGGACGACUGCUGGGCAUUUCAGUGGCUAUCGCUCACGGGAUUUUCUCGGGAUCACUGAAUAUUCUCCUGAAAUUUCUAAUAACGACUUAUCAUUUCACAUACCUCACCUUGAUUCAGUGCCUGACCAGUGGCACUGCGGCGAUUACACUGGAGGUUUUGAGAAGACUGGGUAAAGUAGAUAUACCCCCUUUUAGCUUUCACUUGGCCAAAGUUUUCGCGAGUGUAUGCAUUUUAUCGACAUUACAAUCUACGCUCACCCUAUGGUCAUUAAGAGGACUGAGUUUGCCUAUGUAUGUUGUUUUUAAACGAUGUCUGCCUCUGGUUACGCUGGGAAUCGGGGUUUGUGUUUUGAGGAAUGGAAUUCCGUCUGUUGGGGUUGUGGUGGCAGUUCUCAUCACAACGGGAGGCGCAGCUUUAGCAGGUGCAGGAGACCUCACAGGUGACCCCUUUGGCUACGUGACUGGUGUUUUAGCUGUAAUUAUCCAUGCCUCCUACCUUGUGCUCAUCCAGAAGACUGGUGCUGAUAGUGAAUACGGGCCCCUAACAGCUCAAUACACCAUCGCUGUAGUGGCCUCCCCUAUCCUGCUAAUUUGCUCCUUUGUGAGCAUGGACGCCAUUGACAUGUGGACAUAUGAGGGCUGGAAGAAUCCCUUCAUCACUGGUAUCUUCUGCUCUUGCAUUUUCAUUGGCUGUGCUAUGAACUUCACCACGCUGCACUGCACCUAUAUCAAUUCAGCAGUGACCACAAGCUUUGUGGGGGUUGUGAAAAGCAUCGCUACCAUUACUGUAGGCAUGUUGGCCUUUAGUGAUGUCGAACCCACCAAACUGUUUGUGGCAGGGGUGGUUGUCAACACUAUUGGCUCCAUUACCUACUGCAUAGUAAAGUACUAUGAGACAAAGAUCAAGCUCAACUACCAGAAUAUGGAUGAAGCAGCCAAGGAUGUUGGACCACCAGGAGAGUCAUAUGUGGAGCCACCUUCCAAACCUGAUGGAGACCUGAACAGUAUUCCCAAUGGCAACCUUACCGGUGUGCUUCAUGCCAAUGGCCUUGAGCCUGAGCAUGAGACCAAAGUUGCAGAGUCUAUAGAAUUAGAAAGAUCAGCAUUUCCAUCAGACAGUGAACCUAAGAAGCAGUCUUUAAGUGAGAAUUAUGUUGGUGUGUGGAGAUCAAUUCGCACCUUAAAGUUCCUCAGAAAAGACACUUUACUUGACAACAUGGAGGUACAGAGUCCUUGAUGAGGGGUCUCCUGUGUAAGAGGUGCAUGCCAGGUUAAAGUAUUGUCAUAGACUGACAGUAUGAACAAGAGAAAUGUUUGCCUUUUGCUCGCUUUUUUAAAAGUGGUUUUAAUGAAAGUAUUUUUUUAAAAAUGUUAGUUUGUUUGUAUAUUGGCUGAAAACUGGCUUUCUUUAAAGAUGUGCUGAUUCAUCAAUUUGUUUCCAGAAUCUUAUGUGGCAACUAACUGAUCCAGACUAAUGAAAAAAUAUAUAUAAUUUAGAAAACAACAAUUUAUUAAUUCUGAUUUCAUGUAAUACAUAUGGUCCAUAUGUAAAGCAGAUAUAAAUCAGGUGAUGUAUUGGACUUGCAUUGGAUCUGAAUUCCUUUUUAUUUUUACGAUUCUGUUGCAUGUAGUGUCUAUUUCAAGAUUUUUCCUGUUUAAAAUGUGAUAUCAAAAAAUUCAUUGUCAUUUGAAUGUAAAGUUGUGCAAAGUAAUAAAACAUUUUCAAUGGAGAAGCUGGAGUGGCUCAUGUCAGCUUUAAUUGUAUGCUCUUGGCAUAAGAUACUGAUAAACUAUCCUGGGUUGCCCUGUCACUGAUAAAUACUUUUUAUUUGCCAAUAGAUGAUAGUGAUACGGUUUACAUAACAGGGAAACGAUGCACUUUAAAAGAUCCACCCUGGGGCGAAAAAGACAUUAAGUUAUGCUUUAUUUUGAAGUCAGUAUCAUUACUGCAUGUAUUACCUCAGUUUGCACAGCUGAGGGGUUCCAGCCAACAAACACUAGAAAAUUACGUCUGUCUGGGACCAUGAGCACUGCAAGCCUUUCCAAAAUGACAAACCUCUCUCUGUAGAAAUGUAAAAUGUUCUGUGCAAAGGCAUGUCUUCAUGAUUAAAUGUGUGUUUAUCUGAAUGUCAA